UGACCCGUGGGAGCCAGAAGCCGGGCCAGAGGAGCUGUCGCCAAGGGCGGGGCCUACCCCAGGAAAGUCUGGAGGCUGCGCGAUUGUGUUGUGUGUGCAGCUCUGCAGCACAGGCCUUACUCUGGGUUGGGGAGGGAUGAGAAGGGCAAGUCGUCAAACGCUCUUGGAAUGGUAGUCACCUGUCUGUAUUAUGGGUUCUGAAAGAAGGGUAGGAGGAGUCCAUUGCUCAAAGCAGAGGCGCCUUGGGUGGGCAGAGACAGUGGCAGAAGGGCUCAAACUGCACCGGUGGAACGGAAAGCUGCUGGGUAGGGGCAGCCAAACAGGCUGUGAAUGUAGAAGGGAUCAGCUCCUAGGAGGAGGAGGAGGAGGAGGCGGCGGCGUGAACGCCAGGAGCUGGGCAGAACCAGUAGGGGCGCCUAGGAGAAGAGAAUGAUGCGCUCUGAGUGAGGCUAAAAGACCAUAGAUUUUAGCCUCGUGUGAGACACAAGGACCCUUCAGGUACAACCAGAUAAGAUGGCCUGCGAGAAGAAGUGCCCACCUUGGCUCCUGUAGCAUGCUCUUGGGAAAAUCACUUGAAGCCCCUGUAUCUCCCUUUUGCUCCUGGGGUGGCAUUUCCCUCCGGGAGACUUUCUGAUCACAUCCAGCCCCUAGGACUCAGGAUGCCCUUCUCAGCAGCUUGGCAAGGGCAAGUUACUCCCCAUCUUUUAGGUGGGAGCUUGAGCCCUGACCCAGGCAAAGUAAUCCUGGGUCACAGGCUCUUGAGGCUUUUCCUUCUAGCUCAUAGAUGCCAGCACCCAAAGACAGCCAGGAAUGGGAUGUAGCUUCAGGAGGUCACCAGAAGUCCCCACUGGAAUCCUCUCUGCCCCUCCCUUUCAGAUUAACUGAAACCUGCUAAUUGUGGCAGCCUUUGCAAGCUCCCCUCCCCCCACAGCCUCUUCCUCCCUCCCCUCCCCCUUCCAUAAGAAUGAUAAAGGGCCCAGCCCGCCGGCCCUGACCCGGCCUCCGGCCCCGGCCCAACCUUGCCACACUACCCGGCAGCCCUGAGCCUCCCCUAGGCUGGGCUCUAGACCACGCUGGCAGCCCCCCACACAUGGGACCCCGCAGCGACUCCCGCCUUGGGCUGCUGGAGGCAGAGUCGCCCCCCAAGAGGAGGAAGAAGAGAUACCUGCGACAUGACAAGCCCCCCUACACCUAUUUGGCCAUGAUCGCCUUGGUGAUUCAGGCUGCACCCUCCCGCAGGCUGAAGCUGGCCCAGAUCAUCCGGCAGGUCCAGGCCGUGUUCCCCUUCUUCAGGGAUGACUACGAAGGCUGGAAGGACUCUAUUCGCCACAACCUUUCCUCCAACCGAUGCUUCCACAAGGUGCCCAAGGAUCCUGCGAAGCCCCAAGCCAAGGGCAACUUCUGGGCAGUUGACGUGAGCCUGAUUCCACCCGAGGCGCUGCGCCUGCAGAACACCGCUCUGUGCCGGCGCUGGCAGAACCGGGGCACACGCAGAGCCUUCGCCAAGGACCUAAGCCCCUACGUGCUGCACGGCCGGCCCUACAGGACGCCCAGUCCUAUGCCACAGCCCAGAGAGGGCUUCAGCAUCAAGUCCCUGCUAGGGCACCCUCAAGAGGAGGCACCCUGGCCCCAACUUCCUAACCUGGCUAGACAGAACAGCCCAGAUCAGGCGGGCUUGGGGUGCAGGGGCGAGGAGGUGGUGCCCACACCACCACUUCCUUCCUCUGAGAGGCCUCUGUGGCCCCUGGGUCCCUUCCAGGGGCCCACAACAGUGGAGGGGGACACUUCCAAGGGAGCAAUCAUCGGGCCCUCUCCCCUAUCCCCACAACCCCCGACGUGGCCCCUCCAUGUACUACAAGGUACUCCAGACCCUGGGGGACUGCCCAGUGCAGAAUGCAGGGCCUCCUUAUGGGGACAGCUGCCUACUUCCUACUUGCCCAUUUAUACCCCCAAUGUGGUAAUGCCCUUGGCCCCACUGCCACCCACCUCCUGUCCCCAAUGCCCACCCUCAACCAGCCCAGCCUACUGGAGGAUGGCCUCUGAGUCCAGGGCUUCCCCAGGGCUGCUUUGGGAUCUAGACUCUCUCUUUCAGGGGGUGCCACCCAAUAAGAGCAUCUAUGACGUAUGGGUCAGCCACCCUCGGGACCUCACUGCCCCUGUCCCAGGCUGGCUGCUUUCCUGGUAUACACUGUGAGGAUCCCAAGACAGAGGCUGCCCCCGAUCCCUUCAGCUUGAUGGGGAGCCUUAGUUAGGCCAGGAGGAGGACAUUGGCAGCAUUCACCACAGCCUUGAAAUACCAGGCACCAGUCUUGCUAAGAGUCCACAAUGUUUAUUGGACUACCCCAGAAAGGGUUGCAGCCCAACUGGGCAGGACCCUGGCCCAGGUCAGUCAUGCCCCUGCUUCCUCUACACCUAGGAGUAAAGCUUGGAGGAGCAGGGUUCAGCCUGGAAUAGCCCUUCUUGGUCUCACCUUCAGGCCCACCACCAUUCAUCUAUCCAUCCAUCACCAUCUGUCCCCUCCCCUCGCUGGCUCCAGGCUGGGGGAGGGAGAGACUAAUGGUAGGUCCAGCUUGAAGUCCUGCUCUCCCUCAACUGUCUGGGAAGGAGGUAGCACCUUUUGGGAAAAGGGUAAGGGA
Molecule: messenger RNA, 2636 nt
Organism: Fukomys damarensis (Damara mole-rat)
Lineage: Eukaryota; Metazoa; Chordata; Mammalia; Rodentia; Bathyergidae
Gene: Foxh1
Product: forkhead box H1
Exons: 4
Coding region: 1091-2194 (367 amino acids)
Biological process (GO): regulation of DNA-templated transcription
Molecular function (GO): sequence-specific DNA binding; DNA-binding transcription factor activity
Source: RefSeq, a predicted model, not a curated record